This is a messenger RNA of Loa loa (African eye worm), 3439 nucleotides long. Its product is annotated as valyl-tRNA synthetase. Gene Ontology annotation, cellular component: cytosol. Bases 56 to 3229 code for a protein of 1057 amino acids. Gene Ontology annotation, molecular function: valine-tRNA ligase activity; aminoacyl-tRNA deacylase activity; ATP binding. The transcript is spliced from 22 exons. Gene Ontology annotation, biological process: valyl-tRNA aminoacylation. Lineage: Eukaryota; Metazoa; Nematoda; Chromadorea; Rhabditida; Onchocercidae. The record is from RefSeq and is a predicted model, not a curated record.
AGAACUAGUUCAAAUCUGUCGGGAUGUAAAGUACGUCCGUUCAUGGUUCAGAUUAAUGUCGAGUGCUGUUGGAACUGGGACUGUUCAAGUCAGUGAUGAUCUGGCAUUGAGGAAACCAAAAACAGCCAAAGAGUUAAAGAAGGAGGCAGCAAAAGCAGCGAAGCUAGCAAAAUUUCGUGAAAAGGUGAAGAAGGCGGACGUAAAAGCAUGUCAACCAAAACAACUGAUAGAGACGAUGAGAGCAAAGAAGAGGGAGAUUUGUGAAUACACUGCUAAUACAAAACCCGGAGAGAAGAAGAACAUCAAUAUUGAACUGCCAAAUGCUUAUAGCCCAAAAUAUGUGGAAGCAGCUUGGUAUGAGUGGUGGGAGAAAUCAGGCUUUUUUCGGCCUGAGUAUAAACGUGAUUUAAGUAAGCCGAAUCCGAAAGGGAUUUUUACUGUGGUUAUUCCACCACCAAACGUCACCGGAACAUUGCACUUGGGACAUGCUUUGGCUACCUCUGUAGAAGAUGCUGUAUGUAGAUGGCAUCGUAUGAAAGGGAAGACAGUUUUGUUCAACCCGGGCUGUGAUCAUGCUGGAAUUGCUACGCAGGUGGUGGUAGAGAAGCGUUUGAAACGUGAAUUGGGUUUAACAAGGCAUGAUCUGGGUCGAGAGAAGUUUGUAGAAGAAGUGUGGAAAUGGAAGAAUGAAAAAGGAGAAGUAAUUUACAACCAGUUGCGAAAAAUGGGUGCAGGGGUUGAUUGGGAUCGAGCAUGUUUCAUGAUGGAUCCAAAAGUAAUACGCGCUGCAACAUAUGCCUUUACAAUAAUGCAUGAAAGAGGUGUUAUAUAUCGAAGUAAUCGGCUAGUAAAUUGGUGUUGUGUUCUGAGAUCUGCUAUUUCCGACAUCGAAGUUGACAAAGUAGAGUUGGGCGGAUGUACAUUGUUGUCUGUUCCUGGAUAUUCAAAGAAAAUUGAGUUUGGCGUAUUGACAUCUUUUGCUUAUCCUAUCGAAAAUUCAGAUGAAGAAGUCGUAGUAGCAACUACUCGAGUUGAAACCAUGUUAGGUGAUAGCGCAAUUGCUGUACAUCCAAAAGACAAUCGAUAUAAACACCUUAUUGGCAAGAAUUGCGUACAUCCAUUUCUUCAAAGAAAACUUCCAAUUAUAGCAGAUUCAUUCGUCGACAUGGAAUUUGGAACAGGGGUUGUGAAAAUAACUCCUGCUCACGACCAUAACGACUAUGAGGUAGGACUGCGUCACAAUUUAGCAUUCAUUACCUGCUUCACAGAUGAUGGUAAAAUGAGCGAACAUUGUGGCGAAUUCAAGAACAUGAAACGAUUCGAUGCAAGGGAUGCAGUUUUAGAGGCGCUCAAAAAGAAAGGUCUUUUCAGAGGGCAAAGUGAUAAUCCAAUGGUUGUUCCUUUAUGCAGUCGUACCAAAGAUAUUGUCGAGCCGAUUUUGAAGCCACAGUGGUAUGUAAAAUGUGAUCAGAUGGCACAGCGAGCUAUUAAGGCUAUAGAAGAAGGUCAUUUAAAAAUUAUACCAGAUUUUCAUGUUACAGCUUGGCGAAAAUGGCUGGAGAACAUCAGAGAUUGGUGUAUCUCGCGGCAGCUGUGGUGGGGUAUUCGAAUACCUGCUUACUUCGUUAGCAUCGAUGAUCUUAAAGUUCCUGCUGGAACUUCUGAUAACAAUGAUUAUUGGGUGAGUGCAUAUAAUGAAGCUGAAGCAUUGGAAAAAGCUGCUCGAAAAUUUGGCGUUUCGGAAGAGAAAGUUUCUGUGAAAAGAGAUGAAGACGUUCUGGAUACCUGGUUUUCUUCCGGAAUGUGGCCUUUUGGAAUUUUUGGUUGGCCUGAAAAAACUGCUGACUUAGAUAAAUUUUUCCCUGGUACACUUCUGGAGACUGGACAUGACAUACUUUUCUUCUGGGUAGCACGGAUGGUGUUUUUGUCGCAAGAGCUUACUGGGAAGUUACCGUUUCAGGAAGUGUAUUUGCAUGCCAUGAUUCGGGAUGCUCAUGGACGUAAAAUGAGUAAAUCGUUAGGUAAUGUAAUCGAUCCGUUGAAUGUGAUACAUGGCAUAUCAUUGGCUCAGCUCAACAAAAUGUUGGAAUCUGGAAACCUUGAUCCGAAAGAAUUGAAAAGAGCGAAAGAAGGGCAAGCACACGACUAUCCGAAUGGCAUACCAGAGUGUGGUACUGAUGCAUUACGGUUUGCACUGAUUAAUUAUACUAGUCAGUGCCGGGAUAUCAAUCUCGAUGUGCUUCGUAUUCAAGGGUACAGAUUCUUCUGCAAUAAAAUCUGGCAAGCAUCGAGGUUCACGCUGAUGCAGCUUCAUGGCAGUUUCGCAUCUGCGGAAAAAUUAGAUUUGUCGGAAGAGAGUAGUACGUUGGAUCGUUGGAUCAUGUCACGACUAUCUUAUGCUGUUGAAUUAUCUAAUAGUGGGAUGUCUAGUUAUCAGUUUAGUCGCGUUACAACUGCGCUCUAUAAUUUUUGGCAAUACGAUUUUUGUGAUAUAUAUAUUGAAGGAUGCAAACCGAUACUUGCUGAUGGUGAACGUUCUAAUAGUGCAGAGAUUGUACGAAAGGUGCUCUUUGAAUGUGUAGAAACAGGAUUACGCCUAUUAUCGCCUUUCAUGCCCUUCAUUACUGAAGAACUUUGGCAGCGAUUACCAUCAUGUAUAUCAAAGCAGCAGUCAGAAAGCGUCUGUGUUGCACCGUAUCCGGAAGCAGAACAGUAUCCAUUCCGAGAUGAAACACUGGAAAAUCGGAUGGCACGCGCAAUGCAUAUCGUGAGAACUGUUCGUUCUUUUCGUUCCGAUUAUGGGUUAACAGUUAAAGUUAAAACUGAACUUUGCAUCGUUUUUGAAGACAACUCAGAAUUAAUGGAAGUGGAAGAUCUUAUAUCGUUAAUAACUACUUUGACUUCCUCUUCCAAGAUUUCCUUAAUAACUGCAGAUAAAGUACAACAAUUACCACCAGACUCUGUGCAACUUGUUGUUUCAGCAACUUGCAAGAUUUCACUUUUGCUUGAGGGUAUAAUUGAUGUUCCUAAGGAAAUUACGAAAUUGACAGACAAACAGGCGAAACUAUUAGUACAGUUGCAGAAAUUAGAAGAAACAAUGUCUAGUCCAACUUACAAUAAAGUGCCUCUUGGAAUACGUAAUAAUAACGCAGAAAAGGUAGCGUCGCUGUUGGCAGAAUCAAAACAUCUUAACGAAGCCAUAAUGGCGCUUAAAAACUCGCUAACAUAAAUUGAUCUCUGAAUAAUUUUCUCUUUUUUGUAGCAAUUUACUUUUUUAGAAAAUUUCAUGCUGUUUACUGCCUCUCUAAAUUACUGGCGAUAGCUUUCCUUUUUCAGAAUUCAGAUAUGUUAUUAACUUCUUUUUGAUCAGUUUCGCAAGAUACUUCUCUAUAUUGUCUCACUGCUUACAUUUUACAUUUAUUGUUGACAUUUCAUUGCC